Talaromyces amestolkiae is the source of this 1275-nucleotide messenger RNA. RefSeq lists its product as uncharacterized. The coding region runs from base 1 to 1275 and encodes 424 amino acids. Lineage: Eukaryota; Fungi; Ascomycota; Eurotiomycetes; Eurotiales; Trichocomaceae. The record is from RefSeq and is a predicted model, not a curated record. Gene Ontology annotation, biological process: NAD+ catabolic process; NADP+ catabolic process. Gene Ontology annotation, molecular function: metal ion binding; NADH pyrophosphatase activity. Gene Ontology annotation, cellular component: cytosol. The transcript has 3 exons.
AUGAGCUAUUCCAAUACUGUCCCGCAACUGCCGACUCCCGCUCACAUCCAAGCGGACUCGAUGCUGGCCCGACGCUUCGGUAAGGAGACGGUGAACUACUUUGGAGGCUCCCCGUUGAAUCGCCUCUCCUUUCUCCGAACAGACCAUGCCUUCCUCAGUGCUGCCGUGAAGCACCCAUCGACCCGCUUCGUUCUGCUUAAAGACCUGGCACCCUUGAUUAAGGGCCCUAACUCAUUAUACCAUGCCGAAUACAAGGAUGUACAGAAACUCGUACCCCCAACCGUUUUCGAUAAAUCUGAAGAGGAAUUGAUUAAAGAUUUUGACUCGCGCAUCACGAAGCCAGACCUGGUCUUUUUGGGCGUUGACGAAAGCGCGGCGGAUAGUGUGCAGACUGAUGAGAAGCUAUUGCAAUGGACUAUCUAUAAAGGCCGGCCGUACUUUGCGCUGGACGUUAGUGAGAAAGGCACCGAUGAGCAGAAGACUGAGGCCAAAACGGUUGUAGAGGAGCUUGCGGCAAGAGGGAUUACUCCAUUCACUACUCGUCAACAUUUGCUGCAGCCGCCAAAUGACGGCGCUAUCUAUGCCCAGGCGCGUGCUUAUAUGGACUGGAACAACCGCAACAAGUUCUGCGGAACAUGCGGUCAGCCCACUCUCUCCGUCAACGCAGGCACAAAGCGUGCAUGCCCACCCACCGAUAAGGCAUUAGCGGCAGAGGGCAAGAACCCCGAAAAGCAACCCUGUUCAACCCGUACUACCAUCUCCAACCUUUCGUUCCCUCGUACCGACCCCACCAUCAUCGUCGCAACCCUUUCUGCCGACGGUAAGCGACUUUUGCUCGGCCGCUCCAAACGUUUCCCACCAUACUGGUACUCGACUCUGGCCGGGUUCAUUGAGCCAGGUGAGUCUGUCGAGGACGCUGUCCGCCGAGAGGUCUGGGAAGAGGCAGGUGUUACACUCUCUCGAGUCGUCAUCCACUCCACACAMCCCUGGCCAUMCCCCGCCAAUCUCAUGAUUGGCGCCAUUGCGCAAGUCAGUGAUCCAGCGCACGAAACCAUUAACCUGGAACACGACCCUGAGCUGGAAGAUGCCAAGUGGUUCACCAUUGCUGAAGUUGAAGAAGCACUGAAGAACGGUGCGAGUAUGCUCGGCGAACCUCCAAGCAAGGAUUACGUCGAGGGCAACCUGCGACUGCCCCCGGUCACGGCUAUAGCGAACCAAUUGAUACAAGCGGCCAUCAACCAGGAGUAUAUUGGUGACAAGCUUGCCAAGAUGUAG